Eucalyptus grandis is the source of this 1103-nucleotide messenger RNA. RefSeq names its product auxin-responsive protein IAA31. The transcript has 4 exons. Gene Ontology annotation, biological process: regulation of DNA-templated transcription. Gene Ontology annotation, molecular function: protein binding. The record is from RefSeq and is a predicted model, not a curated record. NCBI's taxonomy places the organism in Eukaryota, Viridiplantae, Streptophyta, Magnoliopsida, Myrtales, Myrtaceae. Gene Ontology annotation, cellular component: nucleus. Bases 97 to 783 code for a protein of 228 amino acids.
CCUUCUCACAUUUGGUUUCCUGUUGCUUCAAGCUUUCUUUUGUUCAUUCCUCAACAAGAACUUCCCACCGAAAAAGAAAAAAGAAAGAAAGAAAGAAUGGGAAGGGCUUCAGCUAAAGAUUCCUCACCUUCCUCGUCUUCGUCGUCGUCUUCACCCUCUUUAGUUGAUAACAGCAAGCACAAGAACCAUCCACGAACCUCUCUCUCCUUUGCUUCUUCAGUAUGCCGGUAUUCCAGCUGCAACAGCGGGGGCUCAUCAUCAACGAGAGCAGGAAGAACAAGGAGAGGUGAUCUCAACACUGAUCUGAGGCUUGGACUCAGCAUAGUCUCUCCUGAUGCCCAGAAAGAUAAUUGGAUUGGCCCUCCGGUUUCGAAGCAGAGGGAACAAAGACAAGACUGGCCACCCAUCAAGUCCCUCCUGAGAACCACACUUGCUGUAGCAGGCAAAGCUGAUGCCAAUGUUCAUAAUGUACAUAAUAAUGACAACAGCGAUAGGACGAGGACUUCCUUGUUUGUCAAGGUGUACAUGGAAGGUGUCCCAAUUGGAAGAAAGCUCGACCUGCUAACUCUUCACAAUUAUGAUGAUCUCAUAUCAACUCUUGCUCACAUGUUCACAACCUCAAUUACUUGUCCUAACGGAGAUAGAGCUGAUCAUGCGAAAAGUCUCCAUGUUUUGACCUAUGAAGACAGAGAAGGAGAUUGGAUGAUGGUCGGAGAUGUUCCGUGGGAAAUGUUCAUGACCACCGUCAAGAGAUUGAAGAUAACGAGAGCCGACAGAUGUUAGCAUUCAGGACAAUUUUUCCAUUUUCCAGAUUAUCUUCUUACUGAAGAGAGAAGACCAAUCAUAGAGAUGUACAGUCUCAUGUCAAAUUGAUGAUGAUGACGACGACAUGGGUUAUUAUGCACAGUCCUAAAACUGCUGAGUCAGUUUACAGUUUUUGCAACUUGGUGAAAAUCAUUACACUACACAUUGACAGACAACAGUAAAAAUGUGGAAAGAAUUUGAAGGACAUCUGGAGAUUUCGAGUGCUUUUGAUUGCUGGGUACUUUGUUCUUGAACUUUCAUCCUUUUCUUCUUUUUCACUUAUCCACCAUUUCGUUGUG